AUGUCUGAGGAUCGUUUGGAAGCCCUCGAAAAAGAAAUUGGUGCCCUUAAGGCAAUAGUUUCCAAGCAAAAGGAUCUGCUUGCUAAAACAGGACAACAAGUUUUAUCCUUACAAGUGAAAAACACAAAACAACAAUUGGACGCCAUUCCGCCACCUCCAUCACUAACGCCUGCCAUUGACACUUCGGACUUUGCAACUAACGAGGACUUGGUUCAACUUGUGGGCGAGCUACAGGGCCAAUUGGACAUUCUUGAAGAAAAAAGUGUUUUACGUGGUAUCAAUGUUCGUCAAGAUAACGAUGAUGAUUUGAUUGUUCCAUUACCCAACGUUGAUGGCGAUUUACCAUCUUCGGAUGUGUUUACCAAAACCGUUGCAGAAUUCAAGGCCAUCUCGGAUGACACUUUGAUUGAACUGUGUCGGUUUUAUCAAUUGUUACCACAGACAGCAGAACUCGAGGCCCGUAUUCAGGCGUUUGUUGAUGGAGAAAUCUCAAAGGAAGAGUUGGAUCGUAAGGAUGACUUCCAUCCACCUGCACAUGACUAUACCCAAGAACAAUUAAACGGGUACUUCAAAGACUUGGCGGAAUUUCUUGGUGUCUCCCAUUUAAAGAGAGAGGUUUGA
Molecule: messenger RNA, 621 nt
Organism: Pichia kudriavzevii
Lineage: Eukaryota; Fungi; Ascomycota; Pichiomycetes; Pichiales; Pichiaceae
Exons: 1
Coding region: 1-621 (206 amino acids)
Source: RefSeq, a predicted model, not a curated record